Molecule: messenger RNA, 1371 nt
Organism: Penicillium verhagenii
Lineage: Eukaryota; Fungi; Ascomycota; Eurotiomycetes; Eurotiales; Aspergillaceae
Product: putative aminotransferase
Exons: 7
Coding region: 1-1371 (456 amino acids)
Biological process (GO): biosynthetic process; amino acid metabolic process
Molecular function (GO): transaminase activity; pyridoxal phosphate binding
Source: RefSeq, a predicted model, not a curated record
AUGGGAGUUUUGAUCGAAAACCAGGCCGGGCUUUCUACUCGAGGAGCUGAGAAUGUGGUUCGGAAUGAGUAUUGGAGAGAUAUCCGCAAGAUUCUAGCGGUGCCUUACGACAAAGUCCAUAAUCCAAAUGGAAUAAUCAACUUGGGCCUCGCAGAAAACUAUCUCAUGCAUACGGAAAUAUCCGAUCGACUCAAGUCUGGAUUUGACGUUGAUACUUCGACACAUUUGACCUACGGUCAAGGACCUGUGGGUUCGCCACGUCUGCUAGGAGCACUGGCGAGCUUCUUCAAUUCAAACUUUCAUCCAAUGUCGCCGGUUUCAAAGGAUGAAUUUCUUGUGACCUCUGGAGUAGCGGCAUUGAUUGACACUCUAACAUGGUGCAUUUGCGAUGAUUCUGAUGGAAUCCUAAUUCCACAGCCACUAUAUGUUGGCUUCGAGAUUGAUAUUCAGAUGCGAAGCCGCGGUCAAAUGCUUCCUGUUUCCUUUCGAGAGUCGGAUCGUGACUAUUCUAUCGAUCAUACCUUCGAGCCUGAUGCGAACCGCAGAGCCUUUGAGCGUGCAUACAAAGAGAGCACAGAGAAAGGCAUCAAAGUUCGUGCUGUUUUAAUCUCAAACCCUCACAAUCCGCUAGGAAAAUGCUAUUCUCCGGAAACCAUCAAAGAGAUAGCUCGCUUCUGCGCCAAAUACGACUUGCACCUGAUAUGUGAUGAAAUCUAUGCCAACUCAGUCUUUGUGAAUGAUGAUAAGCCUGAGGCUCAGCAGUUUGAAUCUGUCUUGAGCAUGAACCUCGAUAACAUCAUCAGCAAAUAUCGCGUUCACGUCAUGUAUGGCAUGAGCAAAGACUUCUGCGCGAAUGGACUCCGCCUUGGUGUUCUUCAGACAAGAAAUAACGACUUGCUAGAAGCGGUUGCCAGCAUCAACCUGUUUGCGUGGCCCGCUUAUCUUACACAAGAUCUCUGGGCUCAGAUACUCGAAGAUGUUCAAUUUCUUGACUUGUUCAGAAAGACAAAUCACCAACGAAUGGCAGCCAGCUAUGGAAAAUUCACAUCUUUUCUUAAGAAGCAUCGAAUCCCUUACAUGAAGGGGAGCAACGCCGCCUUUUAUCUCUGGAUUCGCCUCGUUCCAUCCCGCGUUCUUGACGUCGGUGAUGCUUCAACUCCCUCUCCCAACACAUCCGAAGUCAAAAAGGUCUUUUUGGAAACCUGCAGCCGUAACGGAGUAUCGAUUAAAGACGGCGCUAAUUAUUUUGCCGAAGAGCCUGAAGAUGGGUGGUUUAGAGUGACAUUUACCAUUCCGGAUGCUAUUUUGGAAGUCGCCAUGCAGAGAUUAGUGAAAUCCUUAGAGGAUAUGGGAUGGUUGGAAUUGUUUUAG